Messenger RNA from Salvia miltiorrhiza (redroot sage), 1020 nucleotides. RefSeq lists its product as uncharacterized. Gene Ontology annotation, molecular function: serine-type endopeptidase activity. The coding region runs from base 193 to 735 and encodes 180 amino acids. The transcript has 8 exons. Gene Ontology annotation, cellular component: signal peptidase complex; membrane. The record is from RefSeq and is a predicted model, not a curated record. NCBI's taxonomy places the organism in Eukaryota, Viridiplantae, Streptophyta, Magnoliopsida, Lamiales, Lamiaceae.
UAAAUAAAGCAGUUGAAAUCCUCACACCCUUUUACAGUGCUCCCCCCUUUUGCCUCAUAAGUAUUCAUACGAAUAAUAAACGGUGUAUGCGCGUUUCGAUUCUGAACUUAAUACAGAGUUGUAUUAGUAGAGAUAGAGAGAGGGAAGAAGAGAGAGAGAGAGAGAGAGAGAGAGAGAGAGAGAGGGGCGAAGAUGGGGUGGAUCGGAGAGCAGAUCGAUUCAGUCAAAUCCUUGAAUUUCAGACAAUUUCUCACUCAAGCCGUCAGCCUCGGUAUGAUCGUCACGUCAGCACUUAUUAUAUGGAAAGGGUUAAUGUGUGUUACUGGAAGUGAAUCACCAGUAGUUGUUGUGCUUUCUGGAAGUAUGGAGCCUGGUUUUAAAAGGGGCGACAUCUUGUUCUUGCAUAUGAGCAAGGACCCUAUUCGUGCUGGAGAAAUUGUUGUCUUUAAUGUUGAUGGGCGUGAAAUUCCUAUUGUCCACAGAGUUAUUAAGGUUCAUGAGCGCCAAGAUACUGGGGAAGUUGAUGUCCUUACAAAAGGAGAUAAUAAUUUUGGAGAUGACAGACUUCUCUAUGCUCAUGGUCAGCUCUGGUUGCAAAGGCAUCAUAUUAUGGGAAGAGCCAUUGGAUUUUUGCCGUAUGUAGGUUGGGUUACGAUAAUCAUGACUGAGAAGCCAAUCGUCAAGUAUAUACUGAUAGGCGCUUUGGGGUUGCUGGUUAUUACUUCAAAAGAAUAGAGAGGGUGAAGUGCCCCAACUUUGACAUUGAGAGAUUAUAGAGAGGAUAGGAAUAUCGAAGAGAAAUAUGAACAACUUGACUGAUGACUGUGUAUGUUGAGCUCCUCCAAAGGGAGUCGGAAAAUUUAUUAGCUGGAUUUUUGGUCUUCUUGUUUAUGGAGAAUUUUCGACUUGUGUUCUUGGCUUCGGUUCACCCUCGACGGCUUGUUUACUUUGGUUUAUGCAUUACAAACUACUUGUUCGUAUAUUUAUAUUGUCUUUUAUAAAUUUAUACUGAUUUAUUCA